Messenger RNA from Hylaeus volcanicus, 3797 nucleotides. RefSeq names its product BTB/POZ domain-containing protein 6-B-like (gene lute). Bases 142 to 1716 code for a protein of 524 amino acids. The transcript has 7 exons. Gene Ontology annotation, molecular function: protein binding. Gene Ontology annotation, biological process: neurogenesis. NCBI's taxonomy places the organism in Eukaryota, Metazoa, Arthropoda, Insecta, Hymenoptera, Colletidae. The record is from RefSeq and is a predicted model, not a curated record. Gene Ontology annotation, cellular component: cytosol.
GCCCUAAGUUGUCGUCUAUCGACCGAUGUGCGGAACUAUCUAACCAGCGCCCGUCUGACAUGGCGCCCAUGUAACUGAAAUCCAAAAUUGGCCCGUGUUUGCAAUUGAAGAAAUAACAGAUAUUAAGUUUUAACAGUGAUAAUGGCGAUGUCAAAUCUUUACUCGAAAAUAUCAACGAAACCAAUGAAACGCUUCCAGGAGAACGUCGCAGUCAAGCAGACUAAUCCAUGGUUAAACGCGGAAUCACCAAUCACUGUAUCAGAUUCACCACCAACGAUAAGCCCACUUUCUUCUUCAAUUGUACUACAACGCGAAGGAACAAUAAACCAGCCCCUUAGUGCACCUGCAUCACCUUUGUCUUCCUUGUCACCUCCCAUAACUCAGUUAAACUUAUCAUCACCAGAAGACUGUACACAAGAUCUUAAUUGGCAAGCAACAAAAUCCACAGUACGCGAACGGAAUGCUGCCAUGUUUAAUAAUCAUCUAAUGGCUGAUAUUAUAUUUAUUGUCGGCAGUCCAGGUCACACACAGACUAUACCAGCACACAAAUACGUUCUAGCUACUGGUAGUUCUGUAUUUUAUGCUAUGUUUUAUGGUGGAUUAGCAGAAAAUAAGAGAGACAUAGAAGUUCCAGACGUAGAGCCAGCUGCCUUUCUUGCUCUAUUAAAAUACAUGUAUUGUGAUGAAGUACAAUUAGAAGCUGAUACAGUUUUAGCAACGCUUUAUGUUGCUAAAAAAUACAUAGUCCCUCAUCUAGCAAGAGCAUGUGUUAAUUAUUUGGAAACAAGUUUAACAGCAAAGAAUGCGUGUUUAUUGUUGAGCCAGUCUCGAUUAUUCGAAGAACCAGAUCUUAUGCAGCGUUGCUGGGAAGUAAUAGAUGCUCAAGCAGAAAUGGCACUAAGGUCAGAUGGCUUUGUGGAUAUUGAUAUUCAUACUCUUGAAUCAGUACUUUCCCGUGAAACAUUAAACUGUAAAGAAAUACACAUAUGGGAUGCUGCAUUACGAUGGGCUACCGCUGAAUGCAUCAGGCAAGACCUUGAGCCAUCUUCAGCAAAUCAAAGACGGUUAUUGGGAUCUGCUUUGUAUUUAAUUAGACUUCCUGCCAUGAAUUUAGAAGAAUUUGCCAAUAGUGCUGCACAAACUGGGAUUUUAACGCAACAAGAAACGAUCGAUGUCUUUCUUCAUUUCACCGCUAGUAAUAAACCUCAACUUUGCUUUCCUAUUAAAUCUCGGCAAGGCUUAAAAACUCAGGUGUGUCAUAGGUUUCAGUCGUGCGCAUAUAGAUCAAAUCAGUGGCGGUAUAGAGGCAGGUGUGAUUCAAUUCAAUUUAGCGUCGACAAAAGGAUUUUUGUUGUUGGUUUUGGACUUUACGGAAGCUCGUCUGGUGCUGCAGAUUAUAAUGUUAGAAUUGAACUAAAAAGAUUGGGGUGUGUUUUAUCGGAAAAUAGCACGAAAUUUUUCUCAGAUGGUUCAAGUAGUACAUUUCACGUGUACUUUGAAAAUCCAAUUCAAAUUGAACCAGAAUGCUUUUAUACAGCGAGUGUAAUAUUAGACGGGGGCGAGUUAAGUUACUUUGGUCAAGAAGGCAUGUCAGAAAUAACGGUUGGUAAUGUUAAUUUUCAAUUUCAAUGCAGUUCUGAAAGUACGAAUGGCACGGGUGUGCAAGGGGGACAAAUACCCGAAUUAAUUUUCUACGGACCGCCAGUAGAUGACUGACGGAAGUUUACCGCAGAGAUAAUGGUUUAACCAAUAAUUUCUAAAAAGAUGUACCUUGAAAUUAUUUGAGGUUUUAUACAAUUGUUGUUUUAAGCAGUAUUGUAGAAUUGGUAACAAAAGUUGUAUAAUAGGUGCACUCUAAAAAUUUGUUGUUUAAGUUUUAAAUUUUGCAUAGUAUUAUAACACGUGUACAAAAAAUAAUACUAAUGACUUUUUUAAAUUUAAUAAUCUUAUUGAUUUCUAUUUUUAUUGGUGGUUUAACUCACUUCAUACAUGUAAAUUAUACGAAAAGAAUAACAAGAAGAUUGUUUUUAUAUUUAAUUCUCGAUAUAAGAAAAAGAUAAUGGUGCAAUUGAUUUACUUUAAUUCACAGGAUAAUACUAAAUUUUCAGCUUUAAUACUUAAAUAAAUAUUUCCAUAUGCAAAUAAAUUUUUUUGAUACAAAAUUUUGCGGUUGUGUAAAUACACAAAAUAAUAGUUGUUUCUUACAUUAUUAUAUUUUAAGACACAAUCAUAUGUCAACUAUAAAUUUCAUAGUGAUGAUUAUCAUAUAUUUAUAAACAAUCCACUGUUAUUAAUAUCGUUUUCUGUAAUUUAAUUUAAACUGAAACUUAUGUGAUUAAGUAAUAGUCUCCAAAUAGAGUGCAUCUAUAAUAUCAUCUUCAGUACAUUCAAAACUUUAUUUAAUUUUGUUUGAAUCAUAACUAGUUUUCUUACAUAACUCGGAUAUUUGAAUAAUCAUUUGUAAAUGUUGGAUAUUUAUAUUCAAAUAAAUAAAUAGACAAUAGAGUAAUUUUCCACUGCGUAUUUAUUAUGAAUAAAACAAAACAAGAUAAGUAUAAGUGUAGGUACAAAGUUGUGUGGUUGCGAGUGACACUGUCAGCUAAUUGAUUUGAAUAUAAAUAUCCAAUAGUAAAUAUGCAAGAAACAGAGUAUAUAGAAACAUCUGUUAAUCAACUUUAAGAAGACAGAAAUGUAAAAAUGUUCUUUAAAUUUGAAGAAAAUAAUUGAGAAAGUUAAUAAGUGCUAUUCGAAAUACUACUGUCUUUAAAAUUACUGUUAAAUAGUAGUAUAAAGAUAAGUAAAGAUCGAUUAAUUUUAACGAAUACCUUAUCACAACUUAUUCGUUCUCAAUUACCAAAUAUUAAUAAAUUUCUUUUCAGAUAAUAUUAUGAAUUCAAGACUCUGUUUGUUCAAUUUAUAUUUUUAAAAAGACUUAAGUGAACAAUGUAUAUUGUUGUUAUUUUAUCAAGUAGGAUUUACUGUUUUUACUAACACAAAUAAUACUGCUUUGAUGCCAUAGUUAAACAUCAUAUGUGGUUAUUAUUCAGGAUAUUAUGAUUGAAACUGCCUACUUAAAACGAAAUUCGUUUGUUACAUUCACAUUUUUAUUUUUUGAAUUAUUUCAAUGUGAAACUGUUAUAAGAGAGGUAUAUUUUAGAUUUUUUUUUUAUUUUAAGUAUGAACAUCGACAUUUUUAAUUUCGUACGAUAUGUAAUAAUAUUAUAUAUUACAUUAUAUUAUAUAUUGCAGAAUACAAUACUAAAUUAGCAAAACCGGAAAAAUGUUAAACUUUUAAACGUAAAUUUUUAGAUAAAAUAGAAUUUUUUAUACAUGAUAAAUAUCACAACAAUCCUUGGUAUGAAUAUUCUAUGAUAUUUCUAUUGUAUUUAUAUGAUUUUAUAGUUUAUAGUCCAUGUAAAAAGUAGGAAAAAUACUAUAGUAUAGUUUCAAGGAUAAGUACUCGUACAUUAGUGAAUUAAGUAUACCCAUUAUAUUUUCUUUUGAUAAUCAGCAUUACAUUAUCUACAGUAAGGCCACAGAAUCUGGCGCCAAAGUUUAUAUUGCACAAUAGGCAAUAAGAUUUAGAAAGUACAAUGGACUAUGAUACCAAUAAUAAUAAAAUGUACAAAAUAAUGCCUUCCUACUGUUAAUAUGUCCAGCCAGUGUAAACAGAAGAAAAGGACAAAUAAAUUUUGAAAGCAUCUCUACAACUGGUUUAAGAUUGGCAUUUUGCUAAUAGAAAAGAAAUAAUUUACAUCAUUGUUUUAACUUCUGAAAUAUACAUUGAACAAUUUUAA